Molecule: messenger RNA, 1166 nt
Organism: Raphanus sativus (radish)
Lineage: Eukaryota; Viridiplantae; Streptophyta; Magnoliopsida; Brassicales; Brassicaceae
Product: transcription factor FER-LIKE IRON DEFICIENCY-INDUCED TRANSCRIPTION FACTOR-like
Exons: 4
Coding region: 47-994 (315 amino acids)
Biological process (GO): regulation of DNA-templated transcription
Cellular component (GO): nucleus
Molecular function (GO): protein dimerization activity; DNA-binding transcription factor activity; sequence-specific DNA binding
Source: RefSeq, a predicted model, not a curated record
UUCCGGUUUGACAAGAAAGCUAAGAAACAGACAAAAAAAGAAGACGAUGGAAAGAAGAGUCAACGCUCUUUCAAACCUAAACGACCUAGAAGUAUACAACUUCUUGGUCGAUCCAAACUUCGAUCAGUUAAUUAAUUUCAUCAGAGGAGAUGAUCAAGCCAUCGAAAACCCACCUCUCGAUUUCGAUCUUGGUGGUCAUUUACAAAACAACUCAUGUUUCAUCGACCAGAACCAGUUUGUCCCAACACCUGUCGUUGACCUGUUCAACGAACUGCCUGACUUAGGUUCCAAUGUCACUGAAUCCUUCCAUAGCUUCGAGGGCGAGAGUGUCAAACCUGACGGUGACGACAACGAUUACAACGAUGGAGACGAUUCUUCGGCUACCACAACGAAUAAUGAUGGAAGCCGUAAAACGAAGACGGAUAGGUCGAGGACUUUGAUCUCCGAGAGGAGGAGGAGAAGUCGAAUGAAGGACAAGCUCUACGCAUUGAGAUCUCUUGUUCCGAACAUUACGAAGAUGGAUAAAGCAUCCAUUGUGGGAGACGCGGUGUUGUAUGUUCAAGAAUUGCAAUCACAAGCCAAGAAACUCAAAGCCGAUAUCGGGGGCCUUGAAGCUUCUUUAAACUCUACUGGAGGGUACCAAGAACCUGCACCAGACGCUCACAAGAUUCAAACUUUUCAGAGUAUUAAGCCUCCUUCCAAGAAUAUCAUUGAGAUGGAUGUUAUUCAAGUGGAAGAGAAAGGAUUUUAUGUGAGAUUGGUGUGUAAUAAAGGAGUAGGUGUUGCUCCAUCACUCUACAAGUCUUUGGAAUCUCUUACAAGUUUCCAAGUGCAAAACUCCAACCUAAGUUCUCCUUCUCCUGACCGAUACCUUUUAACAUAUGCUUUAGAUGGGACAUGUUUCAAACAGAGCUUGAACUUGCCUAACCUGAAGCUGUGGAUCACUGGAUCACUUCUAAACCAAGGUUUUGAAUUCGCCAAAACAUUCACUUAAUUUUGUAAGAAUGUAAUGCGAUGUUCCAACCUAAUUAAACCUUGGUCAAGCAUCCCUUGGUUGUCUUCCUUUCUGUGUGUUUUAUAACCACCGGGGAUCUAAAGUUAAUUCUAUGACGAUUGUAAUCGAGAUUUUUAUUCUUAUGGGACGACGUCUUGUUAUAGAAUCAUUC